Messenger RNA from Saccostrea cuccullata (small rock oyster), 1129 nucleotides. RefSeq lists its product as uncharacterized. The record is from RefSeq and is a predicted model, not a curated record. The coding region runs from base 49 to 966 and encodes 305 amino acids. The transcript has 2 exons. NCBI's taxonomy places the organism in Eukaryota, Metazoa, Mollusca, Bivalvia, Ostreida, Ostreidae.
GAAAACGAGGCUGGGCGGAAGUCGGUCUCUCAAAAUGAAACUAACCACAUGGCCCACUUCGCAAAUACAUUGGAGACAUUACAGCGAUCUAUCAAAAAAAUCUCAGAGGAAGUUAAGAAUCUAAAGGAAAAAUCAAGUGGGAUUACGGAAGCAGAAUCGCCUGUUGUAGGUUUUCAUGGACACAGCUUAAAUUCAUCAAGCGAAAGAAUAGGACAAGCGUCAGACAGCCUUCCUUUUGUGGAGACAAUUCCAACCAGUCUGCGAAACAAUAUCAUACAAGGUAAAAACAUCAAUCUUGCACAGUUAUUAUUGCCUCAUGAGAUAGAAGAAAGUAAGUUUCAAGAUAGCGAGGGCAAGAUAGUUAUCUUAAAAAACUCUAGCGACAACAGACUCUUGAGAAAUCUCACCAUAAGUGAAUUUAUUCUGGCAUUCACUAAAUUCAAAAAUGUUAUGUGCGAAGCCUAUCCUUGGCGUAGAGCUGAACUGGAUGCAUACGAAAGAGAUAUUGUUGAAAUGUCAUCUAUGACUAAGGGUUCGUAUGCUUUCUAUGAGUACCACAAAGCAUUUUCUGCAAGAGCAAGUGCAUUACUACAGCAAAGAAAUAUAAAAAUAGACUGGUCUAUUAGAGAUAUGAAACUGUACACAACAAUCUUCUCUGGCCAAGCAGUUACUCGGUGUGAAAAUUGUAAUAGUAUCUCUCAUCCCUCACACUUCUGCCCAAAGGUCAAGCAUACCUCAGCUCCUAACACAAACAGAUAUAGAUCAGAGACGGUGAUGGACAAGAAGGGCAGACCAAGAACUUAUCACAAAGGUAAAGAAAUUUGCAACAAUUUCAAUGGCAACAAUGGAUGUUACAUGAAUUCAUGCAAUUUAGCUCAUGUGUGCACAGAAUGUAAACAAGACAAUCAUUUGGCUACGAAAUGUCAAAAAGGUAAACAAAAACAUGAGAAUCAAGGGAACACAUGACUAGAUAAGUCGGCAGAAAGCAAAGAACGGGAUGAAGAUGUCCAAGUUCCGGAAAGCAGCACCUCUGGCAUACGAGGAGCCAGAAAUUAUUCCCAGUAUGGAAGAACUUGUGUUAUACUAGCUGAAGAAGCAGAUGAAUUGCUCCAAUCCUCCAUUAGUGAAA